AUGGCUUCUUUCGCUGCCUCCCAUGUUUCGUUCUCCGCUGUUUCUUGCUCACUGAAGCAUAACCAGGUCUCGAAUUUGAGGAAGGCUUCACUUUCAUUUACUGGGAAGGACUUGUCAUCUCGUAGAGUUCCUGCUCUUCGUUUCCGAGUUGCUUGUGCAGCCAAACCAGAGACCGUAAACAAAGUAGUCAAAAUUGUGAAAAAACAACUAGCCCUGCCUGACGAUAGUGAAGUCAGUGGAGAGUCAAAAUUUGCUACGCUUGGUGCUGAUUCUCUUGACACGGUUGAGAUUGUGAUGGGACUCGAGGAGGAGUUUGGAAUUUCUGUGGAGGAAGAAAGUGCCCAGAGCAUCACCACCGUUCAAGAUGCGGCCGAUCUCAUCGAGAAGCUCUUGGAGAAGUCAUGUUAA
Molecule: messenger RNA, 408 nt
Organism: Striga hermonthica
Lineage: Eukaryota; Viridiplantae; Streptophyta; Magnoliopsida; Lamiales; Orobanchaceae
Source: the annotation of a GenBank genome assembly